Messenger RNA from Pocillopora verrucosa, 2048 nucleotides. RefSeq lists its product as uncharacterized. NCBI's taxonomy places the organism in Eukaryota, Metazoa, Cnidaria, Anthozoa, Scleractinia, Pocilloporidae. The record is from RefSeq and is a predicted model, not a curated record.
AAGAAAAAGGAUUCGAUGUUGAAAGCUAUCAUUCAAAGCCACUGUUGCCAUGGUGAAGACGCUACACGUGCAUCAACCAAAAUACAAUCAAAAUGGCUGCGGUUCUCCGUCGAACUCCAGAUGUUGCAGGCAUGGAUGUACCCUUAAAGAACCCAGUUAUAAAACCAUAUUACCGAGAUGGCUUCGGCAGUAAGUCAAUAGGGGAGCCAGAGUGGAGGCCACAUCCCAGAAACGCUCUCUCUGUGCCUGGUAGACUUGAUAACACUGCAAAAGGGGGCAAUGGUCUUGACUGGACUUCGAGUAUUCGUUGUGCACCUUUAGAGGAAGCAAGACAUACAUCACGCAGGCCAAGCGAGGAAGCACCACCAUACUACAGCAUGAAAAACAGUGUCAAGUCUACAGCCAGGGAGGAGGCAGCCCAAGCAUCCCACACAGACAAUAUAGAGGAAGAGAAACCCUAUAGUGUCAAGCCUACAGUUGUAUAUGACACAUAUGAUGAUUUUGAACAAAUUUAUUUGAGAAGACCACUGGAGAUAUCUCUAAGAAUGUCUGUUGGGGCAAAGAAAUCAGUAUUUGAACAAAGAAAUGGUAUCCCUGCAGCCUCACUAGGAGAUAAGAGUUACCAGGUCCCAGAAUACUCAUCUGACUUCCAUAAGCAGGGAAGUACAAGGCCUGUUGUUAACUUUGGAGGUUCUCUAAAAUAUGUUCCAGACACCUUUGUUCCUCUUCAAGAUUUGCCAUCUAGACCAAGAACCACUUUUGAAGAAAGACAGAAGAGAAAGGCAAAGAAAGAGGAAAUUGAGGAGGUUAAAAAUUUAGAUCAUUGGAGACCAGCUGAUUUGCUAUCACCUGUGUUGCAGCUUCCUGAAUCACAUGGAUGACAUACAGCAACCAAGAGUUAGCCUUAGAAUCAAUUUCUUCAACUGUAGCUGAUAAUGUAAGGUCAGACUAUUCCCUUUAAAACUUUAGUUAUUGCCUUUAGCAUAGUAGGGAAUUAAUGCAAAUUAGUGGAGAGCAAAGCAUAAAUUGAUAAUUGAUAUUCCACCCAAAAGUGAACUCUGACUGGCCUGUUCUUCUAAACACCAGGUUACAAAUGAUAAAGGCAAUCACUUGUUUCCAUGCAUUAGUCUCUGAAUUAUUCAUCUCGUGGUAAGGAUUAACUGUUUUUGGACAAGUGCUCUUCUGUAAAAUAAUAUACUUCAUGGUAAUGAUACAAAAUGGAGACAGUUCAAGAAAUCAUUUGCUGUCACCAAUAAACACAAUACCACUUUUAAAUAUAUGGAAAGUGUACUUCUAGACCAAGGACAAUAUCAAAAUUAGGAGGGAAAUAGAUUUUAAGUGAUGUAAUUUUUAAGACACUUGUAAAGCCUGCAUAAAUUACAUUUGUGUUAUUUGGUGUUUGCAAUCACAUGCCUGCCUCGGUCACACCUAUCUACAGAAAUCUUGACCUGAAUUGUCUGAUAACUUGCACUGACUUGCAGUAGUGACAGUUUUCUAUAGAUCAUUAGCUAUAGUUACCACAAAAGUACAUGCAGGUCACUUCUUUAUGAAGACAUUGACCAUUCAAUGAAGCUUUCAAAUUAAAGAAAAAAAACAAGCUUUAAAAGUUCUAAAUUUUCUAAGGCAAUGCUCUGUCAUUGUUGGAAAGUGUGACUAGAGGGAUAGUUCUGCUAAUAACUGAACCUGACUUAAUCAAAGAAGGGCUUUUUUGUCACCAAUUUGUCACAAACUGCAGUUCAAGAUUCGUUAAUUAAUACAUAUUUAAAUAUUUUUGCUUUGCAUUAAAUCUGGGGCCGCAGGGUGGAAGUAAUGUUGUAGGACCAGCUUUGCACAAUGGUGUACAAAACUUUCAGUUUAAAUUCAUAAAGAUAUCAAUUCAAAAAACCUUUCCAAAAGAUGGAUAAAAAGGAGGUCUAAUGCCUUAUUGCCGUCUAUUUUUGAUAAAAGACCUGUUUUCAAAUAUUUUGUUGUUGUAUAGUUCAUAUUUGAUCCUGUACAUAUAUUUUCAAUGCACACAGUAUUUGCUAAGAAAAUGCUAUUUUUUAAUA